This is a messenger RNA of Mytilus californianus (California mussel), 1185 nucleotides long. RefSeq lists its product as uncharacterized. NCBI's taxonomy places the organism in Eukaryota, Metazoa, Mollusca, Bivalvia, Mytilida, Mytilidae. The transcript has 2 exons. The coding region runs from base 256 to 1179 and encodes 307 amino acids. The record is from RefSeq and is a predicted model, not a curated record.
CCUUGCACAAGUUCUCGGUGCAUAUCUGAACAAUCGAACUGUUCAUGUAAUAUCAACAAAACAGGAAACAGUUCCCGUCCUGGUACCCGGUCUGUUGAUACGUUAGCUCUCGACAAGUCAGUCUUACUGGAUCAAUUAAGAGAUAAUUUAACAUCAUAUUUUGACGAAGAGACGAAUACAAGACAAAAACCUGCCCGAUGUCCUGCAGAAAAUUCUCAUAAGUGGGAUUUCAACUGCGUAUCGCUUUGUCCUGAUAUGCCACAUUUAAGUGCGACAUCUGCGCGUGCGCAGGUUUAUAUCAAAUGUAAGAGUAAACCAACCAUCGAAUUAGUGAACGUUAAACAAAUGACGCCAAUUCAAACUUUUCCGGAAAAUUCAAAAUGCAUUUCUGAAUUUGUAAUGCAGAACUGUUACGAUGGCAACCCAGUGCCAAGUCUAGUUCAUUAUAUCUGGUUUUCCAAAAAAGAAAUGAAUUUUUAUCAUUUUCUUAGCUUUCUUAGUGCUAGUAAGUUUUUAAAACCAUGUUUGAUAAUGGUUCAUGGUGACUAUCCGCCAUUCGGAUUCUAUUGGGUAUAUUUAUUAAAUCUAGUGCCAAAUAUAAUUCACGUGCAAAGAAAUCCACCGGAAGCUGUAUUCGGAAUACCAUUAGGAAACAUAGAACAUAAAGCAGAUGUUGGCAGAAUACAGGCUUUACAAAGAUUUGGGGGAAUAUAUAUGGACACAGACGAGGUCAUACUAAGGUCAUUGGACAAUCUUCGAAAAUACCCUUUUACCCUCAGUCACGCAGUUGACCAUAAUCUCAGUAACGGACUUAUUCUUUCGGAGAAAAAUGCAGCUUUUUUGAGCAAAUGGUUUUCAGAAUAUAAAACCUACACAAAAGAUCAAUGGGCAUAUCAUUCAACAAUUGUGCCAAAUUUGUUAUCUGAAAAAUAUCCACAUUUAAUUCAUGUUGAAAAUAAAACAUUUGUGAGACCUAAUUAUACGCAACUUCGGUUACUGUUUGAAAUGAAUUUUGAUUGGUCUAAAAAUUAUGCUAUUCAUUUAUAUAUACGCUUUUACAAGUUUAUCCAUGAUUUUCAUGAUAUAAGAUAUUUGAAUACUACUAUUGGAUCUGUAGCUAGACAUGUUCUGUACGGGAGUAAAGAACUUUGUGCUAAUUCACUCAAUAAAAUGCAAUAAAACUAA